This is a messenger RNA of Dromaius novaehollandiae (emu), 2910 nucleotides long. RefSeq names its product mitochondrial trans-2-enoyl-CoA reductase (gene MECR). The transcript is spliced from 10 exons. Bases 95 to 1171 code for a protein of 358 amino acids. Gene Ontology annotation, molecular function: trans-2-enoyl-CoA reductase (NADPH) activity. Gene Ontology annotation, cellular component: mitochondrion. Lineage: Eukaryota; Metazoa; Chordata; Aves; Casuariiformes; Dromaiidae. Gene Ontology annotation, biological process: fatty acid metabolic process. The record is from RefSeq and is a predicted model, not a curated record.
GGCGGGGCUUCGCCGUGACGUCGCUUCGCCGUGACGUCGCGCGCGGCCGGCCGGGCCGGGCAGUGCCGUCCGUGUCUCGCGGCGCCGGGUCGGGAUGCAGCGGGCGGCGGCGGCGGCGCGGGGGCUGCUCCCCUCGGGGCGGGCGCGCUCGGCCGCGGCCCGGGCCCCGCCGCGGGGGCUGCUCUACGGGCGGCACGGGGAGCCGGCGGCCGUGCUGCAACUAAGAGACCUAGAGGUGGCCAAGCUGGGGGAGUCUGAUGUUCACGUCAAGAUGUUAGCAGCCCCGAUCAAUCCGGCAGACAUCAAUAUGAUCCAAGGGACGUACGCCAUCCUCUCCGAGCUGCCGGCGGUCGGGGGCAACGAAGGCGUUGGCCAAGUGGUGGAGGUCGGCAGUCGCGUGACAUCCGUGAAACCUGGCGACUGGGUGGUCCCAGCGGAUACUGGACUCGGGACGUGGCGGACGGAGGCAGUGUUCCCCGAAGAGACCCUGCUGCAAGUGCCCAGUGACAUCCCCCUGCUCUGCGCCGCCACCCUGAGCGUCAACCCCUGCACAGCGUACAGGAUGCUGGCCGACUUCGAGACCCUGAGGCCAGGCGACUCCGUCAUCCAGAACGGUGCCAACAGCGGCGUGGGCCAGGCCGUGAUCCAGAUCGCAAAAGCCUCCGGCAUCAGGACCAUUAACGUGGUCCGAGACAGACCUGAUCUCCCAAAGCUGGUGGAGAGACUGAUGUCCCUCGGUGCAGACCACGUCAUCACAGAAGAGAUGCUGAGAAAGCCAGACAUGAAAGACUUAUUUAAGAGCAUCCCGAAGCCUCGGCUUGCCCUGAACUGCGUCGGAGGGAAAAGCACUACUGAGAUGCUGCGGCACUUGCAGCCCAAAGGGACCGUGGUCACCUACGGAGGAAUGGCAAAGCAGCCUGUGAUGGUCCCUGUGAGCGCAUUCAUCUUCAAGGAUGUGAAGCUUCGUGGAUUCUGGAUGACCCAGUGGAAGAAAGACCAAAUGCACAACAAGGACAGCCUGAAGAGCAUGGUACAGAGCUUGUGCGAGCUCAUUCGGAAAGGGCAGCUCACCGCUCCAGCGUGCACGGAGGUCCCGCUCGAGGACUACAGGACAGCCCUGGAGGCCUCCAUGAAGCCGUUCACAUCAUCUAAACAGAUACUCGUCCUGUGACUCCCCGAGCCAAGGGAGGGCUCGGGUGCAGCAGCAGGCUGAAGUGCAGCUGCUUCCCAUCACACUGGACCCUGCAGCUGGAUCCCAGCUGCCUUGCAAACACUUCCUUUGCUAUGUUGUCUGCAGGGGAAGGUACUAAGGGGGAAAAAAACCCUCUAGAUCCAUCCACUUUUUGCCCACUUAAAGUUUUAAAAGCCUCUGCAACUUUGCAAAAAUGGCACUACGAGAGCAGGUUAUAAUUGCUUUUGGAGAGAGAUUCCAACCUUGCUUUAGCUUAGCUUAGUUUCAUUGCACUGGAAAGCUCAGGGUGUUGAGGCAGCUGUUGCAGGAACUGCAGACAGGGAUGACGGCAGGCGAUCAGGCAGCCAAGGAUACAAGGAGCAGAAGUUCCCAGUCGGGCGUGUUUGCGUGAUGGGGAGAGCGCUGGGUUUGCUCUGCCACCCGGGAUGGCUGAUCGCUGCCUUUUGCCUCAUUUACUAGCUCUAACCUGCGUUCUGCUGUUUGUAUGGCCGUCACCGCCAGGUGAUUCAGGCUGUUCUCAGGUCGCUUUGCAGGGACUCAGCUGUGCCACAGCCCCAAGCAGUGCCUGGCUCCACGCUCGCUCCGGGGAGGCAGUGGUUGCCCGGGCAGAGCAAUGUGAGACUCUUCCUGGGCACCAGCUGCUGGUUGGGACCUACCAUAGGGACGGGUACCACUGGCAUGAGCAGGAUGGUGUUGAGGUGGCCGCAAUACAUGCCUGCAUAUUGCUUUGAUCAAGUCGUCAUCGCGGAUUAAACGCAUCGAGACAGAGGGUCGGAUGUGAACGAGAACUUUAAAGCGCUGGCUGAGGGUUACAGGUCACCCGGUGCCAGCAGGCAGCUCUGCUAACGCAGCCCCUCUCGGCUUGCAUGCGUGAACUGCGUGCUCCUCCAGGCGCCUUUCCUCCGUCGGGAGCAGCAGCUCCGUCUUUGCAAGCCUCGAGGUUGAACCGCUGAGCCGGGCGGAUGCCAGGGGGACGUGCGAUCGUCUGAAAGCAUCGCGCCUUCUCCGGGGAGGACGGGCUGCGGCGCGAUGGGACGGGCAGCUCUCUCCGCCACUGGCGUCAGUCACUCUCCGAGAUGGAUGAGCCGGAGCGGGGACAAAUGGAGCAGGUCAGCAGGUGUCCAGUGCAAACCAUGAGGAUGAGCCCGCUCCCUGGAAGAGGAAGGCGCAUGUAAGGCUGAGCAAGCAUUUGCCAUCCGUGACCCUCAUGGCAUUACCAGGGGGCCGAGAGCCAGGUCGGCAGACACGCUACCCUGGGCAGGCUCAGGUCUGAAGGGCUUUGCCCAGAGAAAAAGGCCUGGAAAAUGGCAGAAAAACAGGCAGAAAUGAAGGCUUACCGAGCGCCAGCCACCACUGCCACACCAGCGGGAACUGUCCCAUCACUGCAAGACAGAGCAGACGUCUCAGGGAGCACCCGGACUCACGGCCCCACGUUUGAGCCAGGGACGGGACUCACCUCCUGGUUCACAGCUGAAUUUCACUGGUGCCUUGGCCCCGGGUGCUGGGUCCAAGGCCUUGGCAGGAGACCAGCCCCCUGUGUUGCCCUUGUUUGGAGUCUCAAAUGCGUGUAGGAGGGGGGUGGCUUUCUGCAGUACCUUGACUUGAAUUAAUUUUUGCUGCUGUUACUGAUGAUUGUGAAAUUUGCAGAAAAAUCUCUUUGAAAUCAAUGUUUAGCUUUUUUUUUUAAGAUGCUGCCAAUAAAUUUUUCUGUGAUCAGA